GCAAGCAAAGGUCGGACUACGAUUGUGGUAGCACACCGACUUUCCACUAUUCAAAAUGCAGAUCUGAUUGUGACCAUAAAAGACGGGAUGAAAAGUCUUCCUGAAGUUUCUCUAUUAAAAAUUUUUAAAUUAAACAAGCCUGAAUGGCCUUCUGUGGUUCUGGGGACAAUGGCUUCUGUUCUAAAUGGAACUGUUCAUCCAAUAUUUUCGAUCAUCUUUGCAAAAAUCAUAACUAUGUUUGAAAAUGAUGAUAAAACCAUGUUAAAGCAUGAUGCAGAUAUUUAUUCCAUGAUAUUUGUCAUUUUGGGUGUUAUUUGCUUUGUCAGUUAUUUCAUUCAGGGAUUUUUUUAUGGCAAAGCAGGGGAAAUUUUAACCAUGAGAUUAAGACACUUGGCAUUUAAAGCCAUGUUAUAUCAGGAUAUUUCCUGGUUUGAUGAUAAGGAAAACAGCACAGGAGCCUUGACAACGAUAUUAGCCACAGAUAUAGGACAAAUUCAAGGAGCAAUAGGUUCAAGGAUUGGUGUCUUAACACAAAAUGCAACUAACAUGGGACUGUCAGUUAUCAUUUCCUUCAUCUAUGGAUGGGAGAUGACACUCUUGAUUCUGAGUAUUGCUCCAGUACUUGCUCUGACAGGAAUGAUUGAAACCGCAUCAAUGACUGGAUUUGCCAACAAGGACAAGCAAGAACUUAAGCGUGCUGGAAAGAUAGCAACCGAAGCUGUGGAGAAUAUACGUACUAUAGUGUCAUUAACAAGAGAAAAGGCUUUUGAGCAAACGUAUGAGGAGACUCUUCAGACUCAGCACAGAAAUACCUUGAAGAAAGCACAGAUCAUUGGAAGCUGUUAUGCAUUCAGCCACGCCUUUGUAUAUUUUGCCUAUGCAGUGGGGUUUCGGUUUGGAGUCUAUUUAAUUCAAGCUGGACGAAUGACCCCGGAGGGCAUGUUCAUAGUUUUUACCGCAAUUGCAUACGGAGCUAUGGCCAUUGGAGAAACACUUGCUUUGGCACCUGAAUAUUCGAGAGCCAAAUCGGGGGCUGCACAUCUGUUUGCUUUGCUGGAAAAGAAACCAACUAUAGACAGCAAUAGUCAAGAAGGGAAAAAACCAGACACAUGUGAAGGGAAUAUCGAGUUUCGAGAAGUCUCUUUCUUCUAUCCAUGUCGCCCAGAUGUUCUCAUCCUUCGCGGCUUAUCCCUCAGUCUUGAGAAAGGGAAGACUGUGGCAUUUGUUGGGAGCAGUGGCUGUGGCAAGAGCACGUCUGUCCAGCUUCUGCAGAGAUUUUACGACCCCAUGAAAGGACAACUGCUGUUUGAUGGUGUGGAUGCAAAGGAGUUGAACGUACAAUGGCUCCGUUCCCAAAUAGCAAUCGUUUCUCAAGAGCCUGUGCUCUUCAACUGUAGCAUUGCUGAGAACAUCGCCUAUGGUGAUAACAGCCGUGUUGUGCCAUUAGAUGAGAUAAAAGAAGUAGCAAAUGCAGCAAAUAUCCACUCCUUUAUUGAAGGUCUCCCUGAGGUUUAUAGCUCACAAGUUGGUAUUUCCUUACGGGCUUUAAGCAAUGAAAGCUAG
Messenger RNA from Hipposideros armiger (great roundleaf bat), 1563 nucleotides. RefSeq names its product ATP binding cassette subfamily B member 5 (gene ABCB5). The transcript is spliced from 12 exons. Gene Ontology annotation, biological process: oligopeptide export from mitochondrion. The record is from RefSeq and is a predicted model, not a curated record. Gene Ontology annotation, cellular component: mitochondrial inner membrane. Gene Ontology annotation, molecular function: ATP hydrolysis activity; ATP binding; ABC-type oligopeptide transporter activity. NCBI's taxonomy places the organism in Eukaryota, Metazoa, Chordata, Mammalia, Chiroptera, Hipposideridae. The annotation marks the transcript as partial.